Molecule: messenger RNA, 3364 nt
Organism: Sinocyclocheilus grahami
Lineage: Eukaryota; Metazoa; Chordata; Actinopteri; Cypriniformes; Cyprinidae
Product: vesicle-fusing ATPase-like
Exons: 23
Coding region: 106-2367 (753 amino acids)
Biological process (GO): intra-Golgi vesicle-mediated transport; Golgi to plasma membrane protein transport; SNARE complex disassembly
Cellular component (GO): Golgi stack
Molecular function (GO): ATP hydrolysis activity; ATP binding
Source: RefSeq, a predicted model, not a curated record
CGAAGCGCGCAUGCGCAGCUCUCGCCUGUGUCGCUGUCCGCUGCUGUGGUGCUGCUCUAGUACUGCUGCGUGGACCUCUUCCGAGCGGAAUCACCUAACGCAAACAUGGCGACCCGGGUUGUAAUAUUUUUCAAGACGAUGCAAGCGGCUCGAUGCCCGACAGAUGAGCUGUCACUGACGAACUGUGCAGUUGUGAGUGAGAAAGACCUGCAGUCUGGACAGCAUGUUACUGUGAGGACAACACCCGCCCACAAGUUUGUGUUCACAGUGAAGUGUCACCACUCAGUGCUUCCUGGAACCAUCGCUUUCAGUUUGCCACAGAGGAAAUGGGCAGGCCUGUCCAUCGGACAAGAAAUAGAAGUGGCCAACUACAACUAUGACAAAUCCAAGCAGUGCAUUGGUGCCAUGACCAUUGAGAUUGACUUCCUGCAGAAGAAGAGCACUGACUCCAAUCCCUACGACUCAGAUAAAAUGGCUGCUGAGUUUAUUCAGCAUUUCAACAAUCAGGGUUUCACUGUGGGGCAGCAGCUGGUCUUCAGUUUCUGUGACAAGCUCUUUGGCCUAUUUAUCAAGGACAUUGAGGCGAUGGACUCCAGCAUUCUGAAGGGCGAACCAGAAUCUGGCAAAAAGCAAAAGAUUGAAAUCGGUCUGUUGGUUGGAAACAGUCAAGUGAUUUUUGAAAAAUCAGAGAGCUCGUCUCUUACUCUAGUUGGUAAGGCCAAGACCAAAGAAGCCCGUCAGACGAUCAUUAACCCUGAGUGGAACUUUGAGAAAAUGGGCAUCGGUGGUCUAGACAAGGAGUUCUCCGAUAUCUUCCGCAGGGCUUUUGCCUCUCGAGUUUUCCCGCCAGACAUUGUGGAGCAGAUGGGUUGUAAGCAUGUGAAAGGCAUCCUGCUCUUUGGUCCUCCUGGCUGUGGUAAAACACUGAUGGCCAGGCAGAUCGGUAAGAUGCUGAACGCCAGAGAACCAAAGAUAGUCAACGGACCAGAGAUCCUCAACAAGUACGUUGGUGAAUCUGAGGCCAAUAUUAGGAAACUGUUCGCAGAUGCUGAGGAGGAACAGAAAAGGUUGGGUGCUAACAGUGGCCUGCAUAUCAUCAUCUUUGAUGAACUGGAUGCUAUCUGUAAGCAGCGUGGUACAAGUUCCGGCAGCACAGGUGUGCACGACACUGUGGUCAACCAGCUCCUGUCCAAGAUCGAUGGAGUGGAGCAGCUCAACAACAUCCUUGUCAUCGGCAUGACUAACAGGCCUGACCUGAUAGAUGACGCUUUGAUGAGACCUGGACGAUUUGAAGUAAAGAUGGAAAUUGGUUUGCCAGAUGAAAAGGGCCGUGUUCAGAUCCUGAACAUUCACACAGCUAAGAUGAAAGAGUUUAACCUCCUGUCUGGUGAUGUGGAUGUUAAAGAACUGGCUGCUGAGACCAAGAACUACAGUGGAGCUGAACUGGAGGGCCUGGUCAGAGCUGCCCAGUCUACUGCCAUGAACCGCCACAUUAAGGCCACAUCUACUGUAGAGGUGGACAUGGAGCGAGCAGAAAAGCUGCAAGUCACUCGAACAGAUUUCAUGGCGUCCUUAAAUAACGACAUUAAACCUGCUUUUGGCACCAACCAGGAAGACUAUUCCUGUUACAUCAUGAACGGUAUCAUUAAGUGGGGUGAUCCAGUGACCCGAGUGCUGGAGGACGGAGAGCUGCUGGUGCAGCAGACUAAGAACAGUGACCGCACCCCACUCGUGUCUGUGCUUCUUGAGGGACCUCCUCACAGUGGAAAGACAGCUCUGGCCGCCAAAAUCUCAGAGGACUCGCAGUUCCCAUUCAUUAAGAUCUGCUCUCCAGACAAGAUGAUUGGCCACUCAGAGAUCUCCAAAUGCCAGGCAAUCAAGAAGGUCUUUGACGAUGCUUACAAGUCUCAGCUGAGCUGUGUUGUGGUUGAUGACAUUGAGCGUCUGUUAGAUUACGUGCCGAUUGGUCCUCGAUUCUCCAACCUGGUUCUUCAGGCCCUGCUGGUUUUGCUGAAGAAGACUCCACCUCAUGGCCGUAAGUUGCUGAUCAUCGGUACCACCAGCCGUAAAGACGUGCUGCAGGAGAUGGAGAUGCUGGAUGCAUUCAGCACCACCAUCCAUGUGCAAAAUAUCUCCAGUGGGGAACAUCUGGUUGAAGCUCUAGAGCUCCUGGGCAGCUUCACAGAUGCUGAGAGAACCACCAUUGCCCAGAAUGUGAAAGGAAAAAGAGUGUGGAUUGGCAUUAAAAAGCUUCUCAUGCUUAUUGAGAUGUCUCUACAGAUGGAUCAGGCGUACAGAGUCAGCAAGUUCCUCUCUCUACUCAAAGACGAGGGAGCGCUGGAUGAAAACAAUCACAUCCGAAUUUAACACUGCUGGUGAAAACUGAUGAGAUCGUGGUUUCUACGAGUAACAGAAGACAGGAGAGAGGGAUGCCCACACUGUUCCUCCUAACUGCAUGUUCCCCUGGCAACUAUGAGCAAACUCCACCCAAACAACACCCUCACAAUACAGAUAACCUGGCGGAGGUCAUACAGCCAUCCCUCAUAUCAAACCAAUAGCAAAUAUCGUCUUGUGCUUUGUGUAAUAUUUCUGUACUCUGUUUGUUUACAUGAAUAUCCAUUUCAAUCUACUCAAAGCCAUGAAGAUGUAAAAAUCUGAUUAAAAAACAUGUAUAUAUGCUGCUGGAUGCAAAACAUAUAUAGCUUAUCUAUAUCAUGCAAUUUAUGAAUCUCUAAGUUGGAUAUAAGAAAGCUGUUGGUGUAAGUGAAGAUGAGCCGUGUUGUCCGUAGUGUGCAUACGCUGAACCCUUCCUUUGUGAUUGUGUUGUGGUAACACAAGAAAACAAUAUAGAUCACAGUGUUACUUGAUAUUGUACAUAGGUUCAAAAGAUGAUAAUUUGAUUUGUUUCAUUUGUUUCAGUUUUAUGUAGAUUCGGUUUACAGUGUUAGAGCUGUUAAUAUAUAGUAUAUCUAUGUGAACUAGUGUUGCAGAAGCCAGCACAUUGAGAACAACCUUGAUCAGUUGAUUGAUAAUCUGUGGUCUCUACAUGAGUGUCUGUUGGUGUGUGUGUGUGUGUGUGUGUGUGUGUGUGUGUGUGUGUGUGUGUUUGAUUGAGUGCAUCAACAAAUGGCUACAGAUCAGCUUUAGAGUGAACUAAUUUGUGUGGCUGUAUUUAUCUGUGUAAGUGUAGUGCGUGUAGAUAUUGUUUUUAUGUUGUUUUAGGUAUUUAUUUUUUGCCUGCCCAUUAAUUUAUGGUUUCUGUGACCAGUGUUCAAUGUCCAGAGCUCUUUGAUCUGUUAUGACUAUUGGAGAUGUGCGGCCCAGAUGCAAAAUUGUGUUACUGCAAUAAAAAAAGGCUCUCUCA